AUGAAGAAAGCAACUUCUGCCAAGAAAAUUGUAGAGGUUAAAGUGGUCUUUAAGAAAGAUAAUCCACAAUCUCCUAGCAAAGAAAGCGAGGGCUGUGGUCCAGAGCCUGAUGACAAGGCAGAGGCAAACAUAAUAUUCAGUGGAGAUAUCUGUGAUAAAAAGGAGACUAAAGAUGACUUACCUGAAGUUGCUGCAAAUAUCUCUGCUUCUAAGGACAUUGAAUCGAAAGCCAGCGGAGCUCAGUCAUGGCCAAAGGCAUCUAACAAACACAUUAUGAGACCGCGGUUGUAUCAAAUGAAUUCGAGCCAAACACGGCCCAGCUUGUUUGGUGAAAGGGCGGGAGGGACUCAUGUUGUGUCCCAUGAGAGAGAAUCUUUGUGGUCUCACCGCUGUCUUUCAGAGAAUUUUGUUGAGAAAGCAAUGGAUGGUGAAUAUCAAAAGAAACCUAUGUCCAUGAAGAGUGAGGCAAAAGAAAAAUAUGAUUUAAAUGAUUCACACAGCAGUUUGUCACAUUGUGAACUUGGUGAAAAAUGUGACACUAGCAUUGGAUCCUUGAACCCUUUUAAAAAGUCACCCAUUUGUUCUUCAUCAAACAAUGAAAGUUUCAAUGAUGAGAGUAAUCUCUUAGACAAUAAUUGUGACAGCUUAGAUCACAUUCUAAGGGAUUCUAAGAGUAAGAUAUGCAGGAAAAAAGACAGAAUAUCUACAUCAAGUGAGAAAGAGUCAAGUAGUGCUUGUUCGCACAGAAAUUCUGUUGUUAAUGAUAUCGUGGCUAAUGCCUCAAAAACUGAGGUAGUUUGUGCCCAAUGUGGAAUCACAUUGCCCAAGCCUCAGUGCUUCUAUAGCCUGGGUUCCCUGUGCACUGAUGGGGAAGUUUGUGAGACAGACUCAGAUGACAUAAACCGUCACCCUGUAGAAGACAUUGAUGAUGAGCGGCCACUUGCUGAGGUUCAAAGUCACCAUGAUACGGGAUAUACCAGCAGUGAUGACUUUGAAAAUGACAGUACUCUCUCAAAAGAGCUUGACCAAGUUUGGUCACACGACAAGCGAGAGACUGAUAGUUAUGAUGGGGACUAUGAGACUGAUAAUGAAGAAAAUGCUUUUAAACCUGACAGCUUGAGUGAUGACAAGGCUUUAAAGCCUCUUGUUUCAGUUGGUGAGCCAUUACCAAUUAAGGACUAUGCAUUAAGAGAAUGGAAAAGUGACACACCUACUUCAACUGCUAUGAAAAAGGUAAGUAGUUACCUUUUCCUUGGUCACAUGGUUACUUUUCCUUCAAGUAACUUUAAGUAAGCAAAAUAUAUCCAUCAACACUGCUGGAAAUAGUGAACUGAGUAAACUUACCAAGUUUAAAGGUGAUACUUCAAAGGCCAGCAAAGAUGCUCCUUAAGGUGGAGAAAUUCUACAGACGUUCAGUAGUUUUGAGGGCCACAAGUUAAUUAGCCUUGGGCUAUUUAGUGUUAUCCUCAUUAAUUAAAGGCAUUAUUAUUAUUAUUAUUGUUUGUAUGGUGGUUGUCCCCCACCGUACAUGCUGAGGCGAAGCAUCAUCGUAAUUUUGCGACAUUGCAGAGCUAUAUCUUUGUUUUUUUUUUUAAAUAAAUAAUUUUAAAACUUGGCAAAUUUACUGAGGUGAAAGUGUUUUUUCUGACAGUAUUGAUGGACAUUUGCUAACUGGUCCCUGUCAAAAGUUGAAAAACCCAUGGAGGGUAGUAUUAAGGUGGCUGAACACAGUUUUGGCAGUUUCUGAGUAUAGGUCAUUUGCCAAAUUAUGGCAAGAGAAAGGUUGCAGCUCAUAAGCUGAAACUUGGCGAGUGAAAAAUUUACUGAUGAAGAUUUUGACUGACAGGUAAAAUUUGACGUUUUUGUAGUUUCCCUGGCAUCAUGAAUGAUUGAAUACAACCUUAAACUUUCACUUUUACUCAGUUUACAUAAAAUUUGCUCAUUAGAUUUUCUUAUAAACUUGCUCACAGCUUACUAUAAUAUUAAUCAUUGCCAUCUAAAAUUUAUUUGACCCAGUUUUAACAGAGGGGUUUUUAGAUAAACAAUAAUAAAUCGUCUGAUCAACUUCCAUUUUAAAGUAGAUUUUUUUGAGAAAUCGUCUUCUGUGUACUAUUGCUUUUUCGCCGCCAUGUUUGUUGUCUAAUUUAAAACACGCGCCACCGCUGACUGCCCGCAAAACUGUGUUCAGCAGACUGUGUUUUCCCCACAAUCUGCAGAAUGUUUCAUAUGUACCAUUCUCAGCCUUGUCCAAUAUUGUAAAUGUAGCAAGAACAAAGUACAAUAGGUUUACUGUAUGUAGCUCUAGAUACAGUGUUCAUUCAAGUUCUGUGUGUAUUAUUUUUGCAGGGAUAUGGUCGCAUAUCAUCACUUACCGGGUGUCACCAUCUUCGUCAAAUAAGAGGAGAUAAUUACUGUGCAAUAAGAGCAGUGCUGUUUCAGGUGUUAGCUGGAAAACUCCCUGUAUUGAAUUUGUUUACAGCUACAUGUAAUAAGAAGCCUAAACUUGAAAAGGUGAGGCGAGCUUUGUGGUUUAGAAAUGCAGUCAAAUGUCUGUAAUAGCUGAAUUAUUACACUGAACAUCUUUGUUGCAUGCUAUUUUAUUGAGAUAAAACACGUGUGUCUUUGUGGUAUUUUGUGUUUCUCGUGACAAGGGUUUGGUGUUACAAACUGAUAAAAUUUAUUUGAUAAUGUCAACACUGCAGCACUCGGUGGCCCCUCGGGCCCAAUUUUUGCUCACAGGUCACUGAAAAAAUCUUAGUUUUUUCGUAGCAAUCAUAUGCGGGGCACCCUGGAUUUCAGAGGUUCAUAGCACUGGGCUGCCUUCAAUUUUUCUUAGUGCACAGCCUCGAAUAUACUUAUAGUAAAGUGGGACCCUGCUUUACAGACACCCACUUAAUAUGGACACUCAUACAUAGUGAACAGUUUUGUCAACACCUGACAGUUUAGUUAACACCUGGUUAAUGAGGAUACUAUAGCGUGUCCCCUUGGUGUUCGUAUUAACGGAAGUUCCACUGUAUUUAUGUCUUGUUUUGAGAAAAGGUCACCUCAAGGAUUGUGAUGUGUUAUGUUUUCAUAAUUACAUGUAGACUUGUUGAGUGAGUAAAUAAACGGCCUUGAAUAUACUUAUAGUAAAGUGGGACCCUGCUUUACAGACACCCACUUAAUAUGGACACUCAUACAUAGUGAACAGUUUUGUCAACACCUAACAGUUUAGUUAACACCUGGUUAAUGAGGAUACUAUAGCGUGUCCCCUUGGUGUUCGUAUUAACGGAAGUUCCACUGUAUUUAUGUCUUGUUUUGAGAAAAGGUCACCUCAAGGAUUGUGAUGUGUUAUGUUUUCAUAAUUACAUGUAGACUUGUUGAGUGAGUAAAUAAACGGCCUUGAAUAUACUUAUAGUAAAGUGGGACCCUGCUUUACAGACACCCACUUAAUAUGGACACUCAUACAUAGUGAACAGUUUUGUCAACACCUAACAGUUUAGUUAACACCUGGUUAAUGAGGAUACUAUAGCGUGUCCCAUUGGUGUUCGUAUUAACGGAAGUUCCACUGUAUUUAUGUCUUGUUUUGAGAAAAGGUCACCUCAAGGAUUGUGAUGUGUUAUGUUUUCAUAAUUACAUGUAGACUUGUUGAGUGAGUAAAUAAACUGAUCUGCUCAUUCCUUUGAGAUUUUUACCACUCCAUUGGUCUGGUCCUCACGGGUCUGCUACUAUGAAGGGUACAUGUGGUUUUGUCAUCUGAGUCAAAAUUUUGCUUGAAAUUGCCCCAAUUACUUUUUCUUUCUGUCUUUCUUUCUUCCUUUGAAUUAUUUCUUGUUUGAAAUUCUUUGCAGAAUUAACAACUAAUGAUUUAUGGCACACUUUGUUCUGAGGUUUGCGUGUUGCAAAGCGUCAUGUACUGCACUGCCUGAAGGAAGGAAGUGUUGUCCAAAUCUACUCUUCAACCUAUAGAGUCUGAGUUUGAGCAUGAGCUUUUCUCUUUUGCAGAUUUGUACUUCACAUUCUUUUCUUGACCAGUGGAGCUUUGCUAACAGAUUACCUGUUCCAAAGAAGGAAAUAAGAACCACCCUAGAGAAAUUCUUGGUCUUUUUCAGCAACCAGGUACAACAUAAGUGAUAUUUGAACCUCUUGCUUUUCAAAAAUGUAUAUAUACAUGUGCGGCUAGUUUUUUAGAGUGGGUGUCCAACGUGUGUGUCAUUUCAUCUAUUUCCAUUCAUAAACGUGUUAUGUGAUUGUAAUUUACUUUACAGACCCGCAAAAUAUGUGACCUCCCCAGCCAACCAGAAAGAAUAGAAUCCACUCUGUCCUUGCUCAACCAUGAAACUGAAGAAUUUAAGAUCCUUGAGGCCACCAAACUGUUGAUGUAUGAUGCCGCUGUUCACUUGUAUUCAAUGCUUAGCCGUGGAGAAGAUAUUCCUGUAUUUGCGAUGCUAUUGUUUGCCCGUGACUCAUCUGAAUCGCCGCGGGGCUUGUUAAUUAAUCAUUUAAACAGAACGGGAGACACUGGAGGACUGGAACAGGUGAGCUGAGCAAAGUAUGCAUAGUAACAGCCAGCGGGCAAUCCCUCCAUUUAUAGCGAGCGUAGCAAGCCGCGAGAGAACGCGUGACCGAGCAACUAUGGCACCCCUCUUUAACACUCGCGUCUCCUUUCGCGUUGUGCUCUCGCGUGACUUCUCGCAACUCCCUCAAAUGGAGGGCUAACGGUGACACUAAGCCAUAAACAUAACAUCGCUUGUAAAAGUGGUUAUAAUGUGUUUACUCGCGAAACUAUUUAGAGUUCUUAAAUGUGUCCGUGCGUUUCAAACUGGAAUUUUGAAGAGGUGGUUUUUGAGGAAAGAGGAAAACAGGAGAACCGGGAGGAAAACCUCUUGGAGCAAGGGAGAGAGCCAAUCACAAACUCAACCCAAAUAUGGCAUCGGCGCCAGGAUUUAAACCUGGCCCACAUUGGUGGGAGGCGAGUGUUCUCACCACUGCGCCACCCUUGCCUCUAUGUCUGUCAUAAAUUUUCUUCAAUUCAGACAUAAAAACUAGAGGAAACUCAUUAAAUGUGACAGCUGCGCGUGCUAAAUUCCACCAGCUACUCUGGCCUGAGCACGCCCAAUGGAAGUCGAACCUAUAUGUAGGACCUAGUCUGAGGUGCCGUUAAGAUACUAUAACUACUGAGCAACUUGUAUAGACAUUUGUUGGGCAAGGCCAUAGAUACAACAUUUGUGAUUUGGACCUCACAGAGUUGAACCUCUGCACAACUGCCACCUUGGGUACAGAGGAAAGUGGUCGUUGUAGAGAGAUGGCCGUCAGUGGAGGUUCGACUUUAUAUAGAUAACCCGUGUUUUAACAAUGCUUUUCUGUCUCUAGGUCGAGAUGUGUUUACUUGGAUUCACUCUUGGGGUAGUCAUACAAGUCAUUCGCCCUUCUCAAGUAGAUAAGGAGGAUUUUAUAGCGUAUUACCCUUCUUUAGAUGACGCGUCAAAGUACACGCCCAUGGUGACUCUUGUAGCGGAAGACGAUAGACACUAUAACAUUGUCAUGUAGAUUGAUUUAAGUAGUACCGGUACAUUUUACCAAUUGUCUGCUGUAACAACAAAUUGACGUUCGAACGGCCGUUUCCGAGUUCCCAAAAAAUCACAUUUUCAAAACGAGGUCAAGUGCAAGGAUGUUUUUCAUUUCCAUAGAAACGAAAAAAUCAUUUUCAUAUCAAUGGCUUUACACUUGACCUCGAGUUGAAACAGACGCUUGGAGCAACUCGGCAAUUACCUAUUGAUGAAGAGAAUCCUACAUUGUGAGAUAUGACGUGAUUACUUGUUAAGAAUCAACAAGAGGGGAUAAAUAUCCUCUCAUGGAAUCAACCAACUCAGGUUCAAG
This is a messenger RNA of Porites evermanni, 5859 nucleotides long. Lineage: Eukaryota; Metazoa; Cnidaria; Anthozoa; Scleractinia; Poritidae. The record is from the annotation of a GenBank genome assembly.